AUGAGUUCUACAGGCAAACUAAAAGCAAUUCGUAAACUGAUACUUCUUAAAAGCCAAGAACUCGCCCCAACCUUAGGAUUUAGCCCAAACCUCUUCCAAAUUGCUGCUAAAGAAACUGCAGUGUCUCCAGUAAUCCAUAAUUAGGCAAUAAUCGGACAUAUAUUUCCAGAGGGCCCUGUCGCACUGGUAUAUCAUUUAAUGGAGUCUUGGCAGGAAAAAUUAAAUGAAGAUGCAAUCACAAAUGAAGUCGCUAAAAUGAGCACAAAAGAAAAAGUUUAUUAUUUCACUAAAAGAAGAAUGGAAUACAUUAUACUUUUUAAUAUAAAUAAUAAACCAUCAUAAAUUGCUAUAAAUAUUAUCAAAAUUGCUUUAAAUUGGUAUAUUCCUUAUAAAGAUGUAUGAAAAGAAGCAAUGACAAUGGGUGCAUCUCCAAGCAAUGUUUUUAAUACAACAAAAAUAUUAUGAGACACUUGGGAUUUAAUUUUGAACCUCAGCAGUGAAACACCAUCUCUUCAAUAUUUUGCGAUUCCCCAGCACUUACUUGCAAGAGCUGCAUAUGGAAGAGCAUAUUUAUUCACAGAAAUAUAUUUCCUAACAGACAGCCCAGAUUUCAGCCACACUUGAAAGUUCUUAGAAGGACAAGUAGACAGUUUAUACCAGCAGAAAUCUGCAGUUAAUACCCUUUUAGAUAUUUCUCAGUUUACUUUAAAUGCACAAUAUAGAGUCCUUGAAAGUUUUUAUCCUCAGCCAAAAUUUCAUAAUAAUCCAAUAGUAAAAUAA
This is a messenger RNA of Blepharisma stoltei, 780 nucleotides long. The record is from the annotation of a GenBank genome assembly. Lineage: Eukaryota; Ciliophora; Heterotrichea; Heterotrichida; Blepharismidae.